GCGGCCAGUCUGCCUCGCACUCCCGCAGAGUAAGGUUGUGUUUCGUAGUCCCGGUCAGUGACAGUGUAGUGCUUUGAACAGUUGCUGAACAGUUAGCCGCCAGGUCGUCGACCGCGCGAGCAUGAAUGUUCGCUCGCCUGCCCUCGUACAGCUUUGACCGAAACCCACCAGGUCGACAUCCGGGCCAUGCGGGGGUGGUGCGCGCGUUGGAGCGGCUCGGGGCGCGCGCGGCUGCGCUGGCUGGCCGCUCUCGUGUGCUGGGGGGGGCUGGUGGCGCUCGCGCUGCCCCGCCUGCAGCAGGCCCCCCCGCGCACUCGCCCCGCGCCCCCCGCCCGCCUGCUGCUCCAGUCCGAAGCCGCCUCGACUCCCGCUCCGCUCCCCUCCACACAGAACCCCGCAAAACCCGCCACAGACACAAGAGUCCUCACCGAAGACGAGCUUCGAGCUGACGCGGAACGCCGACUCCCUUCUCUCCCCCUCGCGUACUGGCACAAGCAUAAAAACGACAAGAACAAGUUCUACAAGAAGAAAGAUUGCGCCCCGUUCCCGUCUAUUUACGACCUCGAAUUCCAUAAUACGUACUGGCAGACUUUGCGUGCGAAAACUGACGUCUUUCACUUCUAUGGAGCAUACCUUGACGCGAGGAAUUCCUCUCGCAUUGGACCAGCGGUCAGAGUACUGGGAGUGCAUGAUCGCAUCAAACCCACCAUCACGACUCAUUGCCAGCUGUGGUUUGAAGAACGCGAAGCGCCUGUCGUUGUACGAAAUCUCGAAUACAAAUACGUUUGGAACAGCAAAUGGGGUAACUACCGAGAUGGUGUUCUCCAACCUUACUUGCUAGCUUGCGUCCUGCCAGCAGAAGUGCGCCACUUGGUUCCCGCUUCGGUGUCCAUCGUCUCCGACCCUUGCGACAGAGCUACGAAUAACUUAAGGGUACAUUACGACCGACCUAAACCACCAGCGGUUCAAAAAGAGUUCGCCGUCUGUGUAAAAGGCCUCGACUUUCUCCACGAGGAUCUGUCGGUGCGACUUGUAGAAUGGAUCGAAAUCAUUCGUCUUCUGGGAGCUGACAAGAUCUUCUUCUACGAACUCCAAAUACAUCCGAAUAUUACGAAGGUUUUGAAUUACUACAACGAUCUCGGUGUAACUGAACUGACGCCCAUUACUUUACCGGGCGGACAGCCGAACCUACCAGGUCUGCAGCACAUGUAUCUCAAGAAAAAAACGACUCACAAGCGACAAAUGGAAUUGAUUCCUUACAACGACUGUUUAUACCGACAUAUGUAUCAGUACAAGUGGUUAGCGCUGCUAGACAUCGACGAGGUUAUAGUUCCGUUGGAAGACAACGACUGGAGUUCCUUAAUGAAGCGAAUACUGCCUCUGUCCACGCCAGCAGCAGGGAAGCCACCCCGCUCGUCUUACCACGCCUCGAAUCUGUACUACCUCGAUUCAUUGCAACAUGAGCACGCUUGGGAAGAAGGGAUACCUCGGUAUCUUCACAUGUUGCAGCACGUCUAUCGCACGCGGAAUUUCACGAAGCCAGGACAAUACGUCAAGGCUUUCCACGAGACGGAACGCGUACUGGCCCUUCACAACCACUUCCCACUCGCUUGUCUGGGCGGAGCGUGUUCGUCGUACGCGAUAGAGACGCAACACGCGCGACUGCAACACUAUCGCGCCGACUGCGUCACGGCGCUGAGUAAAACAUGCGCGGAGCUCCGCCAGCAGCCCGUGCGCGACACAGCGCUGUGGCGCUGGCGAACUCCUCUGAUACAAGCGGCCGAUGCAGCGCUGACAGCGCUAGGUUUUCUACCUCCACACCGGUGACCAAAAUCUUGCGCGUCCUCUGCAUAUACGCUUAGUUCUUUAAAUCUUUUAAAUGCUAGCAUUAAACGUAUUUCUGUAGAUUCCUCGAGGUUUUAUUUUAAUGGUCUAGGUAAUAAGUCGUGGACAUGGUUUUAUAGAGAUUGUAGUUGCCAUCGGCCCACUGCUGUCGUAUAGUCGUCAGCUACUCAAUCUCUCGGCGACAUCAGUCGCUAGUGCGAUUAUAUUACAGUUGCCCAGAGGUUGAGUAUCCGAAUUGUCGAUAGUACGAAAUAGACCUUAAUUAGUAGCAGAGGUUAUAGAUAAAUUUGUCGAAAAAAAUGGUUGCUCAAAAUGAUUUCCUAUGAUGAGUCAGUAAGGGGUAUUUUUAAGUUAUAAUUCGCUUUUGUAUAGUUGAAUAUAGAUGACUGAUGAUAGUGUCUUAGAUGGAACAUGCUGGCUUGGACUAGCUUACAAUAUCGGCUAAAGGUGAUCGCGUAUUUAUAUUUCACGAUGUUAUCCAGUUGUUUUUUUUUUUUAAUAACGUACAUAAUUAUGCCUAUUACGGGCAUUUUUUGUUUUUAUGUAUGUACAACGAUUUUUAGAAGAAUUAUUGACCGAUUUAAAAAAUAUUUACUGUAUUGAGAGACGUGAGAGUUUUCUAUUUAAAGGUUUAAAGAUUCAUGUACUAUGGUUGAUUGCCAAUUUAAAUGUUUACAAAAAUACGAUGUUUUUACAAAUACGACGAGUCCUGUUGGUAUAAGUAAUGAGUAUCGCACUCCUAAACCUCAUUCGUGAUAAUUGUAUGCAUUUUGCAUGUCGUAAGAUUAUGGUCAAGCGCGAACCCUGUGUAUUACUGAUACCUAGUAGUAAAAAAAUGUGACAUAUUAUCAUGUCGAGAGACACGAAUUACGCACGCCGGUGUAAUAUCCUAGUUAUAUUAGUUAAAGUGUUUGUAUGUAUACACGAAUAAUUAUAAUGAAACUAUUAUCGAUAAAUCGAAAUUUAUAAUAGAAAAGACUAUUUGCAUUUUAUACAUAUACUUUUUAUGUACAUAACGAGUGUUGUUUGAACAAAUAAAAUUGUAAAUAAUUUUA
Bicyclus anynana (squinting bush brown) is the source of this 2900-nucleotide messenger RNA. RefSeq lists its product as uncharacterized. The record is from RefSeq and is a predicted model, not a curated record. Lineage: Eukaryota; Metazoa; Arthropoda; Insecta; Lepidoptera; Nymphalidae. The coding region runs from base 187 to 1827 and encodes 546 amino acids. The transcript has 3 exons.